This is a messenger RNA of Perkinsus marinus ATCC 50983, 426 nucleotides long. RefSeq lists its product as hypothetical. NCBI's taxonomy places the organism in Eukaryota, Perkinsozoa, Perkinsida, Perkinsidae. Bases 1 to 426 code for a protein of 141 amino acids. The record is from RefSeq and is a predicted model, not a curated record. The transcript is spliced from 6 exons.
AUGAUUAUCGUUCUGGAUCUCGGGAUGGAGGGAGAUGCUAGAGAGCCACGAUCUCCUUUAUGGAAAAUUGCUCUCCGGCGGGCUCCUCAUGUUGGACUGUUCGCCAUUUGUAUCUGGAUGGUGUGGUUCGCUGCGCGACGUGCUGUUAGAAAUGCAGGGAUGAAUCACUUGAGAGAAUUUCGCAAGACCGUAGAACAUAACGCCGUUGGGAUGGAGGAGUUAAGAAGACAACGAGAGUCGCGACUUUCGUCAUAUGACAAGGUACCUUCUGAUUGUCGUAACGAACAGAGCUGUGCUAUAUGCUUGGCUUACUUCAAGGAAACAGACUUAUGUCAAAUCUUACCAUGCAAGCACGUGUAUCAUGACGACUGUGUCAAUGACGCGAAUGACUCAAACGAGAUGAUCGAACAGAAGGUACCACAUUGA